AUGCUGUUAGGGCUAGUUGAGUUUGUCUUGCUCAUCAUCGGCCUGAUCGAGUCGUCUUUUCCGUCAGAAUUAGAUGCUUAUUCUGCAUGGCAAUCACCUCGACCGUCCGAUCCUACUUCGCAUUGGCCGACUGAUUAUACGGCAGACGUUCAGCCGGUUCAGUGUCAUAGCCACAAUGACUAUUGGCGACCGAUUCCACUCAGAAACGCCGUAGAAGCUGGUUGUACUGGCGUCGAGGCCGACGUAUGGCUGCUUCCAGAUCGAGCCACAGAUGAUCUCCUUGUCGGUCAUUCAAGAGCGUCUCUGAUACAGCAGCGGACGUUCAGAAGCUUGUACAUCGAACCUCUUGUCGAGAUUCUGGACAAACAAAACCCAAAUACUACUUACCAUUCUACGCUCGAUUUGCCCAGGAAUGGCGUCUUUGACACGAACCCUGAACAAGAUCUCGUACUCUUGGUGGAUUUCAAGACGGACGGAAACAUGUUAUGGCCGAUGGUCAGGGAACAACUAGAACCUUUGAGGAGGAGACAAUACCUUACACAUUUUAAUGGUACAGAUCUGGUUAGUGGUCCUAUCACUGUGGUUGUCACGGGUAAUGCUCCCUUCGACGAAGUGGUCAAGAAUUCUCACUACCGGGAUAUGUUCUUCGAUGCACCACUCGAUCUACUUGCCAGCCUCGCACCAAAUUCGGAUGAUAUCAAUCGAGAUUCAGGUACGGCACUUCCAAGCUGGACACAUUUCGACGACGCGGAAGAGCGCAAUUACUUAGCCUCUCUUCCAACAGAAGACGUGAGCAGUAAAAAGCCAAGCAACCAAGGUCAGGGUCGUUCUGGCGCAACGCCAAAAAAUCCUGCUAUCUAUACUCCAGCGAACAGCUACUACGCUUCAGUAGCAUUCACGAAGGCAAUCGGUUUUCCACACCCAUUCUUGAGUUGGAAGCAGAAGCAGAAGAUUCGACAACAAAUCCAGGGAGCACACAAGCAAGGCCUAAAGGUUCGAUAUUGGGAUACACCUUCUUGGCCUAGAGGUCUAAAAGAAUAUGUUUGGACAGUCUUGGUCGAAGAAGGAGUGGAUUACCUGAAUGUCGACGAUCUGCAAGAAGCAACUCGAGGUGAUUGGGGACGUCCCAGACACCGGAAGUGGGGCUUAUUAGACUGGGGGAUGUGGUCGAGGUAG
Messenger RNA from Lithohypha guttulata, 1176 nucleotides. RefSeq names its product Altered inheritance of mitochondria protein 6 (gene AIM6). The record is from RefSeq and is a predicted model, not a curated record. The transcript is spliced from 2 exons. NCBI's taxonomy places the organism in Eukaryota, Fungi, Ascomycota, Eurotiomycetes, Chaetothyriales, Trichomeriaceae. The coding region runs from base 1 to 1176 and encodes 391 amino acids. Gene Ontology annotation, molecular function: phosphoric diester hydrolase activity. Gene Ontology annotation, biological process: lipid metabolic process.